AUCCAAUGCGAUGCCGAGGUUCCGCAAUGCAACUGGUGCAGACACCAUGAUCUAGCCUGCACAUACAGUCGAUUAGUGGGCAAACCCAACAAGAAACGGAACAGGAAGAGGAACUCCCAGCCGGACUCCGUCACCCGCAUGGAGGCCAUCUUGACUCAACGGCUAUCCCAGCAUGACGAUGACGCUCAGACAGAAUACUUGGACUCCUUCCAUCCUCAUCUACGCAAUGUCACGUCCUUCACUGGCAUCCCACUCUUUUCCGAAAGGGGCCGGGCAUGGAUCGAAUCCCGUACCGGCAGUUGCAUGACACCGCGGACGCUGUGCUCGUUCGGCCGCCAGUGGCACAACCCGAGACGUCUGUAUCUGGAUUUGGACACAGCUAUGAACGACAAACGGCCUUGUGAGCUUCCUCCGAGGGCGACAGUCGAACGGCAUGCUGCCACGUAUUGCUCUUCGUUUGUCUGCCUCGUCUUCCCCGUCUUGAGCAAAUGUCUGUUUAGCAGGACUCUCUGUUCGGCUUACCAGUCACACAACUCUCAUUCUGCUGCUUCUUCUAGAGCUUGUGUGUAUUCAUUUCUUGCCUUGAUAUCCAUCUUGAGGUUUGAGGAUGGUUCCACUGCAACAAUGGCGUGCGAAUCAUAUGUGGCCGCUGCUACAUCGAUGAUACCCCAGGUUAUGCAAGACAUGACGGGGGAUGGGCUUCAAACGGUCGUCACAAUGGCCAUAGUCUAUUACUUCCUAGGAGAUCUUCAGUCCACUGGCCUCUUCAUCUCCAUCGCUACACGGCUCAUCUUCGCCCUCAAUGCUCACUCCAAUCCCGACUACACCACUACACCGAGAUGUCCUUCGUCAUCGACAUCCAGCCACGGAUCGCCGACUUCCUCGCAACUCUACGAUAAGAGCAACCUGGCUCAUCAUCUUCGCGACCUCUUUUGGACCUGCUACGCCAUUGACAAAGACCUAUGCAUCCGUACUGGACAGCCUUCUUGUCUCCUAGACCUGCACUGCGAUCUUACGCUGCCUCCUGACUACUCUGUGAUGCAGAGCCGUCACAUCCAGAGCCCUAUCAUUCCAGGUCUCGGCAACAACACUGUCCCCAUGUACCCCUGGGAUCUCCGUCUCUCUCAGCUUAAGUCCCGCGCAUACGACGCCCUCUAUUCGCCCAUGGCCCAUUGCAAGACGCAGUCCGAGCUGCUCGAGAGCAUCCGCACUCUCGACAAGUCCCUCGAGCAGUGGCGCUUGUCCAUUCCGCCGGAUAUCCGUCCGACACUCACGUUUGGUGAAACGACGCCCGUGAGCGCAGACGUGAGCAUGCAAUCGUCCAUGAUUCGGCUGGCCUACUACCACUUCGUCGCGAUAGUCCAUCGGGCUAGUGGAAGAUGCGAGACUCGGUCACCGGAAACGCACCACGAAGGCGUUCAAUCUAGCUUCAAUAUCUCUCUUGACGCUUGCAGGUCGACGGUCAGGUAUUUGCGUGUUGCCCUUCACGUCAUAACAGACGAUUGCUUCUGGAUCGUCAUCUUCUAUCCCAUCACCGCCAUCCUCGCCCUCUUCUCCAACAUGAUCUCUAAUCCUCUCGACGAGUCGACCGCCGGGGACCUCGAGAUCCUCAAAAGCGCCCCUACGCUGUUUAGGGAUAUCCCAAUACGAAAGCUAACAAUGGCGGAAUUGACACAUCUCAAGUUCCUAGAUGCUUUUUCACAGGAGCCUGCCAGACUGGGAGAGCUUGCCAUUCAGAAAGCAAGGGGUUGA
This is a messenger RNA of Trichoderma reesei QM6a, 1752 nucleotides long. RefSeq lists its product as uncharacterized. The transcript has 5 exons. Gene Ontology annotation, biological process: DNA-templated transcription; regulation of DNA-templated transcription. Lineage: Eukaryota; Fungi; Ascomycota; Sordariomycetes; Hypocreales; Hypocreaceae. The annotation marks the transcript as partial. The record is from RefSeq and is a predicted model, not a curated record. Gene Ontology annotation, molecular function: DNA-binding transcription factor activity, RNA polymerase II-specific; DNA binding; zinc ion binding.